Molecule: messenger RNA, 2690 nt
Organism: Silurus meridionalis
Lineage: Eukaryota; Metazoa; Chordata; Actinopteri; Siluriformes; Siluridae
Gene: asmtl
Product: acetylserotonin O-methyltransferase-like
Exons: 14
Coding region: 481-2475 (664 amino acids)
Molecular function (GO): O-methyltransferase activity; nucleoside triphosphate diphosphatase activity
Source: RefSeq, a predicted model, not a curated record
UGUGGUGCUUUAGGACUUUAUUCAUCAGAAACAAAAUCAUGCAGUUCCAUGGAAUCAGCCAAAAACACAGUCAAACCACAAUCUUUAUAUAUCCUCUUUUGCAACCUGUGUAACCCCCAUCUAUUUUAUUUUCCAACACGUAAUUACUCUGCCACCAAUAUCUCUAAAUGCUUAGGUUCUUUCCAAUUUAAUACAAAUAUAUGGUGGGAAACCCCAUGUGAUGCCUUGGCCUGUUGAUAACCCUCUAAAAUGGAAACCACCUCAGACCCUGACCAUCUAUUCCUUUGGCACAUUGAUUAGUAAAGUUGUCGUGGUCAAACACAAAUCAAAAUUAAACAGCAUCCGUAAAUACACCAGAGUGCUAUUGUAUCUCCUUUAUUAUCAUCGUCCAUGUUCACCCUGUUGACGAUCUACUCUCUUUGAUGACGCUGCUUUACCACCGGUAGUGUAGUUCCCAGUUUGCCCGUUGACAGCAUUAAAAUGUACAGGGUACAGGGCUUGCCAACUUCCUUAGUGGUGAAUAACAUGCGUGGCACCACGAUGCAAAUACGCAUGCGCAGGCACGCCCCGCCCACCGCGUUCCGGUUGAGCUUCGCGGUGUACACGAGAAGGUCCGAGUUGCAAGUGGUGCAGACCUCUAAAAACAAAAGGAUGUUGCACCCAGUCAUAUCUAAGCUGCGUGGCAAGCUCGUAGUUCUGGCCAGUGCAUCUCCGAGGCGACGAGAGAUUUUGACCAACACGGGUUUACGUUUUGAAGUGGUGCCCUCAUGGUUUAAAGAGACUCUGGAUAAGACCUCAUUUGAAAGGCCUUAUGAAUAUGCAGUGGAGACAGCAAAGCAAAAGGCCCUGGAAGUGGCUCAGAGAAUGAGACUUAAACACCUGAAAAAUCCAGAUAUAGUGAUUGGAGCAGACACUGUAGUUACAGUAGAUGGGUUAAUUCUGGAGAAGCCCGUGGACAAGGAAGAUGCAUACCGCAUGCUGUCUAGAUUGAGUGGAAAAGAGCACAGCGUAUUUACAGGAGUAGUCAUAGUCCUCUGUAAUAAAAGAGAGGGUGGAGAAACAGAACACAAAGUGGUGGACUUUUCUGAGGAGACAAAGGUGAAGUUUGCAGAGCUGUCUGAGGAGAUGCUUUGGGAAUACAUUAACAGUGGAGAGCCCAUGGACAAGGCUGGUGGUUAUGGGAUCCAGGCUUUGGGUGGCAUGCUGGUGGAAUACGUGCACGGAGAUUUUCUCAAUGUGGUGGGCUUCCCACUAAAUCACUUCUGCAAACAGCUGGGAAAGAUUUACAACAGCUGCCCUGAGAUAAAGCACAAGGAUUUGGCCAUGUGUGAAGAGCCGUGGACUUCAGUCAGCUGUCAGUCUGAAAAAUGUGUAAAACCAGAAAUUAGCUACUUCAACCACUUUGACUCGGUGUGCAAAGUGGUCAAACCUGAAGAUAACAAGGACAACACUGAGGGCUUCCCACAAAACAUAUUGGAACUACUAGAUGGAUUUAAAGCUUCAAAGACUUUGUUCACAGCAUCCAGACUGGGAGUGUUUGACGUUCUAAACGUCUCUGGGCUUACAGUGGAGGAAGUAGCCAAUCGAAUCGAUGCCUCGUUGCUCGGCACUGAAAGGUUACUGGAUGCUGCUGUGUCUUUAGGGCUACUGUAUAAACUUAAAUGUGAAGAUAAGCUUGUGUAUCGGAACACAGACCAGGCCAGACAGUUCCUGGUAUCAGACAGUCCCCUCUCUCUGCAUGCAUAUAUCCUGCACUGCAAUGACAAGAUCUGGCCGCUUUUCACCGACUUAGAGAACGCUGUCAGGGAGGGCACACGACAGCAUGAGAGGACUUUUGGGAAGAAGUCUGAAAAUGUGUUCAAGGAUGUCUAUUUCAACAAUGAUGAAGUAACUGUUCACUUUAUGAAGGCCAUGCACAGCAUUGCUAAGGUGACUGGAAGAGAUGUGGCCACAGCAUUUGAUCUGUCUCACUUCAGAACAGCCUGUGAUGUUGGAGGCUGUACUGGUGCCAUGGCAUAUGAGUUUACCAAAGCUCAUCCUGAACUAUCUGUAAUAGUUUUUGAUUUGCCAGCAGUUAUUGAAAUGAGAAGUCAUUUCCAAUCUGUAGAAGAGGAUAGCAGAGUGUCAUUUGUUGCAGGAGAUUUUUUCAAGGAUGACCUACCCAAAGCAGACCUCUAUAUCCUGGCACGAAUUCUCCACGAUUGGUCUGAUGAGAAGAUUCAUGAGCUGUUGAGUAAAUUGUCCAAGACAUGUACUCCAGGCAGUGGUUUGCUGCUGUCAGAGAUUCUGCUGGAUGAGGACAGGACCAAGCCGAGUCGAGCCCUGCUGCAGGCACUCAGCAUGACUGAAGGAAGGCAGAGGAGUGCUGCAGAGUACAGUAACUUAAUAAAGAAGCAUGGCUUCAGUCCUGUACAAACCCGAUACACAGGCAAUAUGCUAGACGCCAUGCUUUUUGUGAAAGAUGAUGAAGCUUAGCCUGUUUAUUCUGUGGUUGCCUGAAAAGCUGAAAACGAUUAGAAGGAUUUUUAUACUAGAUGGCAACUUAACUGUCCAGGAAUGUAUCAAUUGUCAGUUAAAUGUUUUAAGCUGUCUCCUGUACAUCUGUAAAAAAAAUAAAUAAAUCAAGAACUAAAAGAUAGAAGAUGCAUUUUCUGUCCACAAAUGUAAUAAAAGUGACUUGUAUAAAAGUG